This is a messenger RNA of Lactuca saligna, 639 nucleotides long. The record is from the annotation of a GenBank genome assembly. NCBI's taxonomy places the organism in Eukaryota, Viridiplantae, Streptophyta, Magnoliopsida, Asterales, Asteraceae.
AUGUGUCUCCAGUUCUCAAAAGUCCUCUUCUUACGCCUCCAAUUCUCAAAAGUACUCGGUUGCAAUGCAAACAAGAAUCCAGAAUGGGAUGUGUCUCCAGCCCAGAAAGCGGAAUCUUCAAUUCCUUUCAUGGAGGUGGUCUUCCCACAACAGUUUCAAGCCCCUCACGCCCCACUCCACCAACCGAAGCUUGUGGUCCAUACGAAGAAGAUGGAGAAGCUAUUACAUCUUGUGGAUACAACGGAGGUGAAACGGGGCCCACAAGAGAGCCCGGGGUAUUGGGUUGUCUCAGGAGCUAGACUUGUUGUGGAGAAGAAAAAUAAUUCUCUUGUUAUAUUACAUCAAAAGAUCUCUCUUGAGAUACUAGCUCCAUUGCUUGAUGUUGACAAUAACGAGUUUGGAGAUGGCAGUGGUAACGAUGACAAUUUUGGUAAAGGCAGAAAUGAGAAUGGGUUCAACGGUGAUCGCCAGAUUGGUAUUCAUUUUGAGAAAUUGAAGUUAAGAAUGGCGCUUAAGCUGCCAGCUGUUGAAGCUACAAAUGUUGUGAUUCAGUCAAUUGGAUGUGGUUAUGAUAUCUCGUUGGAUUUGAGGCUUAGCGAUCGCAGUCGUCGUUAUCUUUCAGAUGUUGGUAGAAAUUGA